This is a messenger RNA of Cloeon dipterum, 965 nucleotides long. Its product is annotated as brachyurin-like. Lineage: Eukaryota; Metazoa; Arthropoda; Insecta; Ephemeroptera; Baetidae. Bases 82 to 897 code for a protein of 271 amino acids. The transcript is spliced from 6 exons. The record is from RefSeq and is a predicted model, not a curated record. Gene Ontology annotation, molecular function: serine-type endopeptidase activity. Gene Ontology annotation, biological process: proteolysis.
UUCUACCUUAGAGAUUGCAGAGAUUUUCGAUAUAAAAGGCAAAGAAAAUAUUGAUCUGAACAGUUCAACAAGAGAUUUGAAAUGGUUCGCUCCUAUUCAGCUGCGCCUCUGAGUGUUUUCUUCCUGGCUUUCUUCGCUUUGCAAGCGUCCAGUCUCUUUAUAAAAACCGACCGGAUUAUUGGAGGCCAAACCGCUGCGGAAGGACAGUUCCCUUACCAAGCUGGCAUUUUCAUAGACGUUACAAGAUUUUGCGGAGGCGUAUUGAUUUCCCCUAAUUACGUAUUAACUGCUGCCCACUGCAUUCACAAUGCAGAGAGUUUUGAGAUUCACUUAGGUGCUGAGGAAAGGAACAAUCUCAAUGAAGUCGGGCUUGUGGUGGAUUUUACAACUGACAAAAUCGUUCACGAAAAUUUCGAUCUCAAGGGAAAUAAGUUUGACAUUGCUCUGAUCAAGUUGACGUCCACGGUCAACCAACCAAAUAUCAAACCCAUCGAGCUGCCUUCCUUGUCAGAGGCAAACGUGACAUUAUCAGGCCUAGUUGGAAGGUUGUCUGGCUGGGGAACUUAUGACGAUGUUGUCCCAAUACCAAGUAAUUAUCUGAAGUACGUUGAUGUGCCCAUUAUCUCCAACGUGGAGUGUGAGGACACUUAUGGAGCAGAUCUCAUAACCGAAUGUAGUAUUUGCGCCGGAACUAUGUUUGGCACAGUAGGAUUUUGCAGUGGUGACACUGGAGGCCCAAUGGCCAUCGAAAACGAUGCUUUGGAAUGGAAGUUGAUUGGAAUAGCCAGCUUAGGAUACCCACUAGCGUGUGAGAACAAAGCGCCUCAAAUUUACACCAGGACCGCCUGUUAUUUGCAGUGGAUCGCAGACAACUCUGAUGUUACUUUAAUUCCUUAGUUAGAUUAAUUAAAUUUAUAUGCUCAUAUUAUAAAAAAAUAAUAUUUUAUUUAUUGCUUCCAAUCAAA